CAUCAUUACGCUUACCAUUGCACUUAUUGCAACAAUUUUUUAAUCGUUAACCAAGUUCAAAUAAUAUUAUCUUUACACAAUAGUUUCGCUAUAAUAAUGUAUCGCGUUAUAUUAUUUUUAUUAUUCAUAAUAAGAACAAAUGCACUUUUCGACAACGAUUUGGAUUUCAAUUGUAGAGGAAAGACGUUUAAAAAUGUCACUUUGACAGCGUAUUAUCCGGAUUAUACUAACCAAGAUAACGAGUUUGGUUUUCAAGAUAAGAAAGGAAGAAAACUAAGAACAUUACAGGAUUAUUUAGACGGACGUAAUGACUACGUCACACUGGGUAUGGACGAGCAGCUCGGUAUGCCCUACGGGACAAAAGUAUGUAUUCCCGAAUUAAACAAGCAUUUUGGCCACAGGAUAAGAUUGGAAGUUAGAGAUUCUUCAUUUGAUUUGUACGGUUUAGGGUAUUCUAGAGCUGAUAUUUGUGUUAGAACUGAAAUAGAUAGUUAUGACACAAUUGUUAAUAGACAGGUUACGUUGAUUUUUGUUUAAAUGAUUAUUAGUUAGUAUAAAAUUAUUAUUGUAUCAUAUAAUGAUGUGUAAAAUGUAUUAUUUUAAGAAAUACUAAUAUAAAAAUGUA
Molecule: messenger RNA, 625 nt
Organism: Sitophilus oryzae (rice weevil)
Lineage: Eukaryota; Metazoa; Arthropoda; Insecta; Coleoptera; Curculionidae
Exons: 3
Coding region: 97-537 (146 amino acids)
Source: RefSeq, a predicted model, not a curated record